AUGCGUACGCACCCUACGUAUUACGUAAGGAGUCUCCGCACGUACUAUCAGUACGAGCAGUUUCGAGAGGCGAAGAGCACCUCCACGAUCAAGGGCCAAGACCACCUUCGAGUGGUCCCGUUUCAAGCCAAUCUUUUCGAUAAAGCAAAGCGACCUACUCACGCAGCUGAGCGAUGUCCUGAUGAGCUGCAGUCAGCUCGUCACGAAGGGAUCAAAUGGAACUUUUGUUCUCAAGCUGCGCAAGCGCAAACAUGGCACAAUCGUUCGAACGAUCGUACGCUAAGGAUUUGUAAUUGUCCUUUACAAUGCCAUGAAGCUCAUAACGGCGGGCCCGAUCACGAGCCAAGUCUUCGUGUAUCUGAUCCGUCACGCGGUUCAAUUUUUGGACAUCGAGCUUAUCCAACCCUCGAGCCGGAUCAGGUGUUCCUGCCUCCACCACAUUCUUUGGUGGAUUCUGGCGGUGGUCAACGCUUUCUGGUGAAGGGUAUUUUGAACCACCGUGACGUGAAAGGCGUCCAGACGAGUUACCUCGUCUGCUGGCGCGGCUUUCCACCGGCCUGGGGCAGCUGA
Molecule: messenger RNA, 570 nt
Organism: Peronospora matthiolae
Lineage: Eukaryota; Oomycota; Peronosporomycetes; Peronosporales; Peronosporaceae
Source: the annotation of a GenBank genome assembly